UUCCAAAUGUUUUAUUCAUUUGGAGAUCGAGAAUGAAGCUCUUUAUGUCACUAUCCCUCGCCCAUCUUGGUUGCGUCUCUGUCAGCAUGCGUCUUUUUUAGUGCACUGCAAUAUAUUGUGAGCAUUUUUUAAAAUUGCAGCCUUUUUUUCCACCGAAAAGCAAUUGAUUACAAGAAAGUUCUAUUAUUUAUCUAUUCUUCAACAAAAGUACCAGGAGAUAGAUACACGCUACUGAAUCUUCCUUUUGUUUUUCUCUUCAAUUUCUGCAUUCACCAACCACGCGCUUCUCCGAAACAACACUUCGAUGAGGCCAAAGAUAUAUCUUUUUGGUGAUUCCAUCACUGAAGAUUCCUUCGAACUUGGAGGAUGGGGUGCUUCUCUUGCCCACCAUUUCUCUCGCACGGUGGAUGUGGUUCUUAGAGGGUACAGUGGGUAUAAUACGAGAUGGGCGUUGAAGGUGUUGGAAAGGGUUUUUUCUGAGUCACAGGAAAGUGAUCCUAUUGCUGUGACUGUUUUCUUUGGGGCUAAUGAUGCUUGUCUUCCUGAUAGAUACUCUGCUUUUCAACAUGUGCCUCUUGAUGAAUUCAAGGAGAAUCUUCGAUCCAUUGUCUCCUUCUUCAAGAAGCGAUGGCCUACAACUCAUGUUCUCCUAAUAACUCCUCCUCCCAUCGAUGAAGAAGCACGACUUAGGUAUCCAUAUCUGGACAAUCCAGAGAAUCUUCCCGAAAGGACAAACGAAGCUGCCGGUGAAUAUGCUAGAGCAUGCAUUGCUGUCGCCAAUGAAUGUCAAGUUCCCGUCAUUGAUCUCUGGACCAAAAUGCAACAAUCACCCGGCUGGGAAAAAUUCUAUUUAAGUGACGGUUUGCAUCUCACUAAUGGAGGUAAUCAACUUGUCUUUGAGGAAGUUAUCAGAAAGCUGAGAGAUAUAGGACUGAGUGUCGAAUCGGUGCCAAUUGAUCUCCCUCUUAUAUCUGAUAUUGACCCUAAUGAUCCAAUGAAGGCAUUUCUAUAGUAAAUAGAAUAAAUUACCUGAAAAUAUUUUGAUCUUCCUUUUGCUGCUAAGAAUGAUUUCUAUGGAAAACAAUAUAUUCUUCAAGUGGUAUAUGCUUUUUCUUUCUGAAAAUAUUAGAUAUUCCAUUUUGUAUUGUUUGGUAAUGAUUGUAAAUGAACUAGAUUGAAGUGGUACCUAAUACUUGAUCCACAACAUUUAUUUAUGUCAAACGUGAUAUUGUGAUUUACUAUUAAUUUUUGGAUAAAUUUUCAUAUUGGAUGUUUGGUUGUUUA
Molecule: messenger RNA, 1284 nt
Organism: Vicia villosa (hairy vetch)
Lineage: Eukaryota; Viridiplantae; Streptophyta; Magnoliopsida; Fabales; Fabaceae
Product: GDSL esterase/lipase At5g45920-like
Exons: 5
Coding region: 305-1012 (235 amino acids)
Molecular function (GO): hydrolase activity, acting on ester bonds
Source: RefSeq, a predicted model, not a curated record